Messenger RNA from Oncorhynchus keta (chum salmon), 3110 nucleotides. Its product is annotated as SH2 domain-containing protein 7-like. The transcript is spliced from 6 exons. The record is from RefSeq and is a predicted model, not a curated record. Gene Ontology annotation, cellular component: cytoplasm. NCBI's taxonomy places the organism in Eukaryota, Metazoa, Chordata, Actinopteri, Salmoniformes, Salmonidae. Bases 746 to 2233 code for a protein of 495 amino acids.
UUCUCCUCCACGAAGGAAACUUUCCCGAUUGGUUCCAAGGCUUCACCACCAGGAAGGAAGCAGAGGAUCAGCUGAGAGACAAGCCUCCGGGAUGUUUUCUCAUCAGACUCAGUGACAAAGCCGUAGGAUACAUCCUCUCAUACAAGUGAUUCCUCGUACUGGUUUGGUUACCUUGGUUACCUAAGACACUUCAUAACAAAACAACAACAAAAAAAUGUAACGAAAUGUGCAGCUUAGCCUACAGUGGGUUGGGAAAGGUUUUAAAGAUUGCAAUUGCAUGUGUUUUUUUCUUCCCCAGAAGGUUAUGUUCAAUAGAAGGAAUAAACAGGAAGUCUGUUUAGAUUGUUCACACACUGUUACACCAAAACAAGGUUUGUAGUCAGUAUUGUAUCUUCUCAUGCCGUCACAUCUCUCUUCACUCAACCUGUACUCUUCCUCAGAGGACAAGAUCGCUGCCGCCAUUUUGUGAUCAACCAGGACCAAGCUGGGCUGUUCGCUAUCUCCGGGGACGACCAGCCUCACCACAGCCUCACAGAACUGAUAGAGCACUACAGAGUCCAUCCCAUCCAGCCCUUUGGAGAGUCCCUCACCUCUACGUACUGUUGUCAGUCAAGCUCAGGAGAGCUGUAUGAUGUGGUGCAGUUCGAGGCCAAAGAGAAGAAGAAGACCGGUGGGGUCAGUGUCCGAGCCCUGAGAAGUUACUGGGACCAGCAGAACGAACAGAAGAAUAACCAACACCAACAGAAUGACCAUCAAAAGGACCAUCACAAUGACCCACGGAAUGACCCACGGAAUGACCCACGGAAUGACCCACGGAAUGACCCACGGAAUGAGCCACGGAAUGACCCACCAGCACCAAUGGAAUGACCUGCCGCCAACUAGGCAGCCCCCUGCAGUGCCACCCGUGCUGCCGCCCAAAACCAACAACAGGAAGUUGACAUCAACAGUAUCCAUUGGCAGGAAGUCCCUCCCACAGCAAGCAGUACCUCCAGUCCCAAGGCGAGGCCCACCUCUGACCCACUCUCUGAGUGGAACCUUGUCUGACAAGAGCACGUCUCAAACCCAAUACGCUGAGAUACAUCAUGACCACAACAAGACCACAUCUCACGGUCAAACCCAAUACGCUGAGAUACAUCAUGACCAAACCAAGACCACAUCUCACGGUCAAACCCAAUACGCUGAGAUACAUCAUGACCACAACAAGACCACAUCUCACGGUCAAACCCAAUACGCUGAGAUACAUCAUGACCACAACAAGACCACAUCUCACGGUCAAACCCAAUACGCUGAGAUACAUCAUGACCAAAUCAAGACCACAUCUCACGGUCAAACCCAAUACGCUGUGAUACAUCAUGACCAAACCAAGACCACAUCUCACGGUCAAACCCAAUACGCUGAGAUACAUGGUAACCACAACAAGACCACAUCUCACGGUCAAACCCAAUACGCAGAACUACAUCAUGUCCAAACCAAGACCAAAUCUCAUGGUCAAACCCAAUACGCAGAAAUACACACGAACCAGAACAAAGUGGAGAGACUGGCCAGUACUGGGAGUCUGAACCAGAGGAGAAGCACUGGUCCCUGGUCCUUCAAUAACACCUCCACAGCAGCAGGAGGAGUCAUGUACUCUGAGCUGACCCUGCCAGAUGGACGGAGCCGCUCUCUACCCCGCCUGGACGACGCCACGGAGGAGGAGGAGGAGGAGGAGGAGGAGGGGUACUCCGACAGGAUAACCAUCCCUUGCUUCCCCAACACCUCUCACUCCCCCAAUCCCCCCGAGAGGGUCACCUGCCACGCCUACUCUCUUCAGGACCCCAGGGAAAGCCCCCGGCCACAGAUCCACGGUGGACCACAAAGCCUGGAUCAGCUGAGCAUCAACCCACUGUACCAGGCCUCUGUCAGGCUUGGUGAGGCCCGGGACGCCCCCUGGAAGGUACCACAGAAGCAGAGAGAAGGGGACCGUGGCAGAAGCCCCCAGGACCAGACUACCCAACAGGAGGAGAGUAUGUAUGCAGAGGUUCCAGAGGGGCCAUCUCCUCCCCGUCAUCUGAUUACUGACAACACCUAUGAGCAGAUCCCAGGGGACGGUGGCCUAAAGAGGACACAAAGCACAGCCACAGACCAGGAGGGAAACACCUAUGAGAUGCUGGAGAACCUGAAGUCCAAGGAGUCUACUUGGGGCAAGAAGAAUAUCACAUGGAGAAAAUUAUUCCCUGAAUACAAGAAGAAAUAGCAGCACCCUGCAGAUUCAGCAACAAACCAAUCAGCACCCUGCAGAUUCAGCAACAAACCAAUCAGCACCCUGCAGAUUCAGCAACAAACCAAUCAGCACCCUGCAGAUUCAGCAACAAACCAAUCAGCACCCUGCAGAUUCAGCAACAAACCAAUCAGCACCCUGCAGAUUCAGCAACAAACCAAUCAGCACCCUGCAGAUUCAGCAACAAACCAAUCAGCACCCUGCAGAUUCAGCAACAAACCAAUCAGCACCCUGCAGAUUCAGCAACAAACCAAUCAGCACCCUGCAGAUUCAGCAGGAAGACAAUUCUUUGGUCAAUGUUAUUGUAUUUAGGAAAUGUGUAGACUUGUGUUAUCUCUGUGUUAAAUGUGUUUUAUUAGCAAAUAUAAAUGAAAUGCAUUUUCCCUUAUCUCCACAUUGAUUGUACUUGGAAAUUGAAACUCAAGCUGUCUUGAGCAGAGAGAGAGAGAGAAACUAGUGAAGCUAUACACUGAGUGUACAAAGCAUCAUUGAGUUGCACCCCCUUUUAACCCACAGAACAGCCUCAAUUCAUCGCGGCGUGGGACUCUACAAGGUGUUGAAAGCCUUCCACAGGGACUCUACAAGGUGUUGAAAGCCUUCCACAGGGUCUCUACAAGGUGUUGAAAGCCUUCCACAGGGACUCUACAAGGUGUUGAAAGCCUUCCACAGGGUCUCUACAAGGUGUUGAAAGCCUUCCACAGGGUCUCUACAAGGUGUUGAAAGCCUUCCACAGGGUCUCUACAAGGUGUUGAAAGCCUUCCACAGGGUCUCUACAAGGUGUUGAAAGCCUUCCACAGGGUCUCUACAAGGUGUUGAAAGCCUUCCACAGGGUCUCUACAAGGUGUUGAAAGCC